AUGGCUACAGGUGACUUGACUCAAUCCAGAGUCACGUCAUACCUGAUCUAUCUCGUGUUCGUCACGACUCUUGGCCCGCUCCAGUUUGGUUACCACUUGGCUGAGCUCAAUGCCCCCCAGGCAGUCGUAACGUGUGAAAAGAAAUCAGUCCAUUCUUCGGCCCCCUAUGGCCUGCCGCAAUGUCUCCCUAUGACCCCGUCGCAAUUCGGCUUGGUGUCCUCGAUCUAUACCCUCGGCGGACUGGUCGGGGCCCUGCUGGCAGGGCCCGUGUCGACCAAGUACGGACGCCGCUUUGCGCUACGAGCAACGACAGUCUUCUUUAUCCUGGGACCUGUGGCAGAAACCCUGGCACCGGCCAUCCCGCUCCUGGCCCUGGGCAGGUUUCUCUCCGGAGUUGGGUCGGGCGCUGCUAUUGUGGUGGGCCCCAUCUAUGUCUCGGAAAUCUCGCCUCCGGAGUCGCGGGGCUUUUUCGGUGCUUUUACUCAGGUCAUGACGAACGUGGGUAUUCUAUUGACCCAGACACUUGGAUACUUCUGGAGUCGUGACAGCCUUUGGCGGAUUAUUCUUGCCGUGGCUGGCGUGAUCGGAGCAUUGGAGCUCCUAGGACUGCUCAUGGUGCCGGAGAGUCCAGCAUGGCUCGUUGAUAAUCAUCAGUUGAGCCAGGCUCGCAAGGUAUUGCAGCGCAUUCGCGGCCGAGACGCGGACAUUGGCGCCGAGAUUGAAAUCUGGAGAACGGCGGGCGCCGCUCCUGCCUCGGGUGAAGAAGAGUCUCUGCUUGCUCCGCCAGCAGGCAACCAGAUCCCCAAACAGUCCGUCACAAUCAUGCAGGCCAUUCGGGACCCGUACUACCGGCCCGCCAUCAUCGCUGUCAUGGGCGUGAUGAUUGCCCAGCAAUUUACCGGGGUCAACAGCAUCAUCAUGUACAGCGUCUCCCUGCUGCAGAGCAUCUUGCCCACCACCGCUGCGUUACUAACAGUGGGAAUAUCCGCACUUAAUCUGAUUAUUACACUAGCGUGUUCGCCUUUGCCAGAUCGUAUCGGCCGGAAAACCUGCCUUCUGCUCAGCAUCGGAGGCAUGGGCUGCAGCUCCGUCCUCUUGGCCCUGGGUAUGCAGUUCGACCAAAAGAUCGUUUCCGCGACCGCUGCACUGCUGUUCGUGGCGUGUUUUGCCGUGGGAUUGGGCCCCGUCCCUUUUAUCCUGGCGUCCGAGCUCGUGGGACCCGAGGCGGUUGGGGCAGCGCAAAGCUGUGCGUUAGCGGCCAACUGGACAGCAACCUUUAUUGUGGCGCAGUUCUUCCCCAUACUCAAUGAUUCUCUAGGGGGUCAUGGCAAGGUCUACUGGAUAUUCGCGGUCAUGGCGGGUUUCCUGGGCUGCUUCAUCUACCGGUGGGUGCCGGAGACCAAGGGCAAGGCAAAUGCCGACGAAGUCUGGGGCCGGGUAGAUCGACGCCAGGACUAG
This is a messenger RNA of Penicillium cinerascens, 1458 nucleotides long. Its product is annotated as putative MFS glucose transporter. Bases 1 to 1458 code for a protein of 485 amino acids. Gene Ontology annotation, cellular component: membrane. The record is from RefSeq and is a predicted model, not a curated record. The transcript has 2 exons. NCBI's taxonomy places the organism in Eukaryota, Fungi, Ascomycota, Eurotiomycetes, Eurotiales, Aspergillaceae. Gene Ontology annotation, biological process: monosaccharide transmembrane transport. Gene Ontology annotation, molecular function: hexose transmembrane transporter activity.